GUUUGAGUUUACAAGGUGACGCGCAGUUCCCUGAAUUUUUGGGGUUUGGUCUCUCGCUACUUCGCAGAUUUUGUCAGUUUAGAAAGCCAGACGCUGGGCACAUUUAAAAAAUCCGUGCUAUCAAAAAGGUGUACUUAACUGUGAAUUACUAGUAACUUUAGUUUAGUCAUUUUGCUGCUAUUUAAACUUAAUUUCGCUAGGUCUACCUUAGGUCUAACAGAAAGUUUCCAGCUCGCUUUUUAAUCAAAAUAUUUGUGCUAUUAUUGUUGUUCUUGGGAAAAUAAAGGAAAGAAAAAAGAGGGAGUGAGCGAAAGUAAUUUCCCCCUCGUAAUUACCAGAUCGGAGAUCUGGGGAAAAAAUGUAGGGCAAAAAAGCGGAAUUAUGUCAAAUUAAUCUUUUUGACAUGUAACUGAGUUUCAGUAGUUCUAAGUACGAUUACCUGGCUGUUUACAAGAUGAAACCUUGGGGACUUGGAAACGUUGUGGGUCCACUGUUCGUCUCAGUAGGCUUGUGGAUAUUUCAGUGCGUAGCCCGUGCGGAACCCACGCCAAUAAGAGAAGAACUGUUCAAUACCAUUGAGCAGGUGGAACUUAAAUGGUCAUCUUCACCUCUUAAGUCAUGGGAUGAGGUUAAAUUACAAUUUGGACAUCAGACUAGUUAUUCAGUCUAUCAAGCCUGCAACUCGGCAUACAAAACCACGCAGAAAAUACUCUGGACCACGUGGAUCCCCAGAAGAGAUGCACGGCACCUAUUUAUCGACCUGUUGUUUGCUCAGGAGGUUGAAAGUCCCUCCUCACUGAGUCCGUUGAAUGUCCACCUUGUCCAAUCAGACACCCCCGUGCCAAAUUUCAAGAGCAGAGAAUAUUCAACACAAAUUCUCGAACUCCGGGUUGCCCUGCCCUUCCAAGACGAUGAAACAAUAAAAGACAUACAGCAGAAGAUCAGUCAGAGGCAGGGCCUGAACCUUGGUCGAGUAUCCCGGGUUGGCUUUCACCUGGGCUUUUCCUACUCUGGUCCCUGCCUCUUCCUUGGCUCAGUUCAGGUGUACUUUAUGAAGUGUCCUGGUUUUGUUGAAGCCCGUGUGAACUUUGCAGCAGUGGUUGGAGAAUCGGGGCUGGUGACAGGGGCCUGUAUCCAGGGUUCUGUGGAGAUAUCACCCCCCCAGAGGCACUGCCAAGCUGACGGGCAGUGGGGGGCCCUCCAGGGACACUGUAUCUGUGCAGUGGGCCGCCAGCAAUCAGGAGAGUCCUGUGAAGCAUGUACAGCUGGACGCUAUAAGCCAGAGAAUGGGAGUGCAGAAUGCCUCCCUUGCCCGCCCAACAGCAUAGCGGUGCGAGCAGCAGCGGAGGAGUGCAGCUGCCUGGACGGCUACUUCCGUGUGGCCAGUGACCCCGCUGACGUGGGCUGCACGAAACCCCCCUCAGCCCCCACCAACCUGAGAGUCUGUCACCUGAAUGGCACCACCCUUGAGCUUUGCUGGGGACCACCAGCAGACCAGGGUGGCCGAGUGGAGGUUUGGUACAGCGUAGAGUGCUGGGAGAGGGAAGGGCAGUCGCAGGGCCAUUGGGAGGCCUGCGGGGGCGCUGUGCGUUUGCCCCCACAUUCCCAGCGGCUCCGUGACACAGCCGUCAACAUCACAGGCGUGCAGCUGCACCAUGACUACCGGCUGACUGUCCAGGCAAUGAAUGCUGUCAGUGUGAAGUCACAGCUACAAGGUGCCACCAAGUCCAUAACAAUUGACAGAUGGAAAGCAGACGUCACACACACUCCAGGUCCUCAGCCGCUGGAAGAUCAGUCUCUCCCCCCGUGGCUCCUAUGGGCUGUGAUCCCCACAUCCCUGAUGCUGACAGCCCUCAUUUCUUCAGCUGCUUGCCUCAUACGUCACCGCUACAAGCUGCACAGAGAUCAGGAUCAGGUGCUGAAACUGAUGCCCAUCCAUACAGGAACAACGUACCGCCGGGAAGAACAAAAUCACCAAGGACCUCAUCAAUCCAACAUCCAGCUGCAGGAUGAGCAAACUGAGCAAAUUCUGAGGGGUCUCAGGGAGGUGCUGGUGGAGCGUAGCACCCUGGUGCUGGGCAAGGAGCUGGGUACUGGAGAAUUUGGGUCAGUAUAUGAAGGUUUGUUCUACCCAGAGCAGGGACCUGAGAUAAAAGUUGCAGUAAAGACAACGAAAGCUGGUAUUUAUAGCAAGGAAGAUCUAGAGUCAUUCUUGAAGGAAGCUGAGCUGAUGAAGAACUUCAAGCACACUAACGUGGUCAGGCUACUGGGGGUUGCUCUGGAGCAACAGGAUGAUUCCCCAGUUCCCAUGCCUAUGGUUAUUCUCCCCUUUAUGAAACAUGGAGACCUGCGACGCUUCCUCAUCGCCACACGCUAUGGAGACAUUCCCAUGUUUGUGCCCUACCAGAGUCUCCUGCGCUUCAUGAUUGACAUUGCUGCUGGGAUGGAGUACCUUAGUUAUUAUGGCUUCCUGCACAGGGACCUGGCUGCACGCAAUUGCAUGCUGGGGGAUGACUUAAGAGUGUGUGUGGCUGACUUUGGCCUGUCCAAGAAGAUCUGUAGCAGCACUUAUUAUAGGCAGAAAGAGGCCAUACGUAUGCCAAUCAAGUGGAUGGCCAUAGAGAGCAUCGCAGACAACAUAUUCACUACCAAGAGUGAUGUGUGGUCCUUUGGGGUCACCAUGUGGGAGAUUGUGACUAGAGGGAAGAUGCCUUAUGCUGCAGUCCACAACCAUGAGCUCCUGGAUCUGCUUGAAUCUGGACGACGGCUAAAACCUCCUGACUGCGACCCCAAGCUGUAUAAUGUAAUGCUGAGCUGCUGGAGGCGGGACACCACACAGAGACCAUGCUUCACUCAGCUGGGGGAGGAACUCCGAGUGAUGCUGUCAGAGCUGUCCCCCCUGGAGGCCAGCGAAGAGGCACAUUAUAUCAAUAUGGGCCUGCAGGUUGCAGAACAGGGUCACGCUGAUGAAAAGAACCCAGAAUGUGAGGAGGAGCUGGCCACUGGCAACGUGUACCUGCCUGCACCGGGAGCUUGUGGCCCCUCUGUGGAGGAUGAGGAAGGAUAUCUAAUGUACAUGCCGGAGAAGAACUGACUGCAUAGACCUGGAACAGGCAAACAACACAGAAAUCAAAUUCGUACAAUAGGAAUAAUAGUAAUGUCUCAUAAUAAAUUGCUGUACUGAGAGAUUUUAAAACUGAUUUGAGGAUGGAUAUAAUUUAACUUUAAACAGAAGCCAAAUGUAUUA
This is a messenger RNA of Paramormyrops kingsleyae, 3247 nucleotides long. RefSeq names its product tyrosine-protein kinase receptor TYRO3. Gene Ontology annotation, molecular function: transmembrane-ephrin receptor activity; protein binding; ATP binding. Gene Ontology annotation, biological process: protein phosphorylation; axon guidance; ephrin receptor signaling pathway. NCBI's taxonomy places the organism in Eukaryota, Metazoa, Chordata, Actinopteri, Osteoglossiformes, Mormyridae. The record is from RefSeq and is a predicted model, not a curated record. Gene Ontology annotation, cellular component: plasma membrane; dendrite.